AACUGGGUCAGCAUUUAAAUGUCUUUUUUUAAAUUGUCAAACAUUAAAUAUUACCUACAAUACAAGAACACAGUAUACAGUGCCAGCUGCCACAGGUGUAAGGUUUAAGUAGCAUUAUGAAAACCACUCCUACCAAAAUAAACACAAGUGGUCAAGAGCUUGAUAGUUAAUCUGCAGAUUACAGCAUGUUAAUCUGGGUCAGUUAGUUUAUUAGGGCUUGCUUUACUGAGUGAAGCACACAUCACUCAGGCAUUCCUCUCAUCACCACACUGCUCUCCAAAUUAAGGGAUUUUAAACACUCUUAAAACAUGUUUUUAUUCUAAACUCUAAGGAAAUGUGACUAAUGUUGUCUUAAUAAAAGGCUGGAAAUGCUAUAAUUUUUGAACGAAUGAAGGGCCAAAUACUGGCGUUAUAUUGGAAUAUGAUGGAUAAAUAAGAAUUGAUUCCAACAUGACUUAACAAGCGCAGUGACAGUGAGUGUAGGUCGGUUAGGUUUACCUUCCUCCACCACAUCUCUCUGCUAGACACUCGCUGUAAUUCCACCUAAUGCGGAUAAUGCCCAGCACAUAUUGCGCACGACGCGCGCUGCCUGCGACGCACAGUCAGUUCUUAGAUUUAGAGUUCAGAGAGGGAAGGGCCCGCGAUGAGAUUGUAGUCAACGCGAUUUAGUAUCGAAUGAAACAUGUAGACCGUCUUCCAAUUUGAUUGCAGUUUUUUUUAGAUAUCUAUUAUCGAUGGGAAAACGUUUUGUUUGUGGACGUGGUGACUUUCCAUGGCAUUUCGACCAUCUAACUGGACUUUUUAUAGAUCCAACAGACUCGCAGGACUGCGCCAGAUAAUGAAAGACGCGGGUGGAUUUCAGUGGUGUCUCGGUGGAUUAGAGUGGAUCUCUCUCGACAACCAGCCAGGCUCUACAGGGACAGAAGUGUGAGAUCUGCUCCUGGAGAUGGAUUCAUACGCUUCUCAACUCAACCGCAGCCUGUCGCUGGCGAGUGGCCUGGAGAAGUCGUCGCCGACGUGGAACAAAGCGUCCCACUCUCGGAGCAGCAGCACAGUGUCAUCUCGCCACUCCAGACAGAUGAUCAAAGAUUGGGAAGUCAUUGAUGACCUUCCUGUAGAAAUGCACAUGGGAGGUGACCAUCCUCAGGAUAUGACCACCCCGGGUGUCUGUGAAGGAUAUCUUCUCAAGAGGAGGAAGUGGCCACUGAAAGGUUGGCACAAGAGAUACUUUGUCUUGGAAGCUGGGAUUUUGCGUUACUCCAAAAACCAACAGGACGUCUCCAGGGGGCGGGUCCAGGGCUCCCUUGAUGUUAGUCUUGCGGUAAUGUCAGUAAAUAAAAAAUCAAACCGCAUUGACCUGGAUGCGGGGGACAUUCUCUAUCAUAUGAAGGCAAAGAGUCAUGAGCUCUUCUACAUCUGGAUGACCAAACUACAAGCCCACCGCCUGUUCAAGAAGAACGAGGCAGCGCAAGUUCACAGCGGCUUCAUCCAGACUUUGUCUCACAGCGCUGCCGUUGGACCAGCUCAGAGAAAUGGAGAUCUGAGCUCCACAGGUGUGAUUGAUUUGGCCCAGGCGUCAGGAGCGCUGCCCUCGGCUAACACGGCUGUCAACAGAAAAGUUUCUGCCUGGCUGCAGCAGAGUCACGACCCAGACAACUGUGUUCAUGAAUUGAACCGAUGCCAUUUGGACUUGUCUGAGCUAAACCGCUUAAUUCAGAGGCUGCAGGCGCUGGAGGUGGGCCAGGCUUUCACAAAUGGAGACCUGCAGCGGAUCAUCAGCAUGCAGAAUCUUUCACUUGAGAAGCCAAAGAAGGCAAAGUCAGGGAAGUUGUGGGGCCACUCUCGCACACUGUCUACAGUAGAGGCCUUGGGAAUUCUGUCCUCCAGUCACCUGAGCAGUUCAUCUCACCUCGGCGCAUCAGUGCCCUCCAUCCCGGACUACGUCUACUCUCAGUUGUCCCCUCCCACCGUCACAUCACCCGAGUGCAAGAAAAUCCAGCAGGACAUCUGUUCCACAUCGUUACGAGUGCUUGCAUCCCUGAAAUCAGUUCACGAGACUCUGUCCCAGGAGAGGCAGAAAAUACAAGAAGUCUGGGAAUCUAACACCAUCCACCAGUCCAACACGUUAACUGAGCCUUCAGCAGAGCAGCAUUCAUCCCUCAGGCCUCCUUCGGUGGCCGACUCGGGUGCAGAGUACUUUGAUGCCAGCGACGACGUCGUCUGUGGUAGCUCCUCUGAGGUGUCUGAAGAAUCGGGACUCAGCGAUGGAAGCACAACCAACUCGGAGCCAGAGGAGGGACAUGCAUCAGCCACUCGCAAGUACCGCGCCAGCAUUUCCAAGACCCCAAACAGUGUCGUUCCCAAGAGCACUGGGCGUCGAACCACAUUACCUGCUCACUGUCCCGACAACAGCCACGUGGGCCUCAUGGCUAUCCUCUACAAUAACAUAGGUAAAGACUUGGCUCGAGUGUCCAUGCCUGCUGCUCUCAACGAGCCUGUGAACCUGCUGCAGAGACUGUGUGAGGAGCUGGAGUACAGCGAGCUGCUGGACACUGCCAGCAACACACCAGACCCCUAUCAGAGGAUGGUUUACAUUGCUGCCUUUGCCAUCUCUGGAUAUUCCACUGCAACGUUCAGAAACCGCUAUAAGCCCUUUAACCCGGUGCUCGGGGAAACCUACGAGUGUAUCAGAGAAGAUCGAGGGUUCCGCUUCAUCAGCGAGCAGGUCUGCCACCAUCCGCCCAUCUCUGCAUGCCAUGCAGAAUCAGAGAACUUCUCUUUCUGGCAAGACCAGAGAUGGAAAAAUAAAUUCUGGGGGAAGUCAUUGGAGAUUCUGCCAACCGGAAUGGUGAACGUGACUCUUCCAAGGUAUGGUGACCACUAUGAGUGGAACAAAGUGGUGACCUGCAUCCAUAAUGUCCUCAGUCAGCAGCGCUAUCUGGAGCAUUACGGAGAGGUCACCAUCAAAAAUCUUAACAGUAGCGUGUGCACGUGCAAGAUCACCUUUGUCAAGUCCCGUUAUUGGGGCUCGGACACAAACAAGAACGAGGUGCAGGGCAUGGUGCUGGAUCAGAGUGGGAGUGUCAUUCACCGAUUUGGCGGUCUGUGGCAUGAAGGCAUCUUCUGUGACACUCUGCCGACUCCAAAAUGUGUCUGGAAGCCCAAUCCCCAGCCAAAGGAUCACCUGCUGUAUUAUGGCUUCUCCACCUUAGCAAUGGAGCUGAACGAACUCACCCCUGACCUGGAGCCUCUACUGCCCCCUACAGACAGCCGUCUGCGCCCAGACCAAAGACUGUUGGAGGAGGGUCAAGUGAAUGAAGCGGACAGAAAGAAAGACGAGAUAGAAGACAUACAGAGGGAUCGUAGAAAAGCGCUCGCUAAAAGGGGCGAAGAACAUGUUCCACACUUUUUCAAGAAAGCCAAAGAUUUGUGUGGACGGGACGUGUGGUUGACAAACGGCUCUUACUGGAAGCUCCGAGAGGAUCCAGGCUUUGUUAAUAUGGACAACAUUACUCUGUGGUGAUGAUGGUUGGAGUGCAAAGUGACAGCAGACACUAAAGAAUAUCUGUGGAGGAUAUUUGAACAGCAUAUAUGAACUGCUCUGAGUGGAGAUUGUGCUGUUUUUUUUUUUUAGACAAAUUCACUCAGCAUUCAUAUACUUAUGUUGAAAUGAAUACAUUUUUUUUCUGAAACAUAACAAUUAGCAUGUUGUAAGUAAACAUUAAAAUAAAAACACGUCCUCCAGCUUACAAUGCAACAAUGACUCUUCCUACUUUGGGAAAAUGAGGCACCAAAAUGUUGCGUUUUGUCAUGUGUAAGCUUUAAUUUCAUGAAUAAAAAAAAAAAAACAACAGUACAUGACACAAUUAAGCCACCUUUAAUAAAUAACAGUUCCCCCUUCAAAAACCUUCAUCCAUUAUUUAUUUCUGCAUUGCUAUUUAUAAGCUCUCAUCGAAAGAGUCAAAGGAGGAUAAUUGCUCCCUUGACAGAAACAGUGCACAUGGAACACACACACACACAAAUAACAUGCUUGUUUCUUGACCCUUCUUCACGCCUCUAUUUCUAUAUUAUACAGUAAAAUCUCUGGAAACACAGCUUCCACACACACACAGUCUUAGCUUCUCUCUCAUGGAAAUGUGUGUUUAGGGAAACACAGAUGGGAAGGGAAAUGGAGGUAUCAAAUGUUUAAUAACGGAUUUGUGGUUUUGCUGGAGUUAAUUGCACUAGCUGAGUUAUCCAGCAGGGGUCGUUCUCAAGGAUGGAUUAGUGAACAGGCCUACCAGGCUGAAGGGCUCGGGGCCCUUUUCUCAUCUGUGCCCAGGGGCCCACUGGCUCAUAAUCAGUCCCAGGUCGUUCCUGAGGUGUGUCAAAGCUUUAUUUCUUUUUUCUUCUGCUGCUGUUUUAUGUAUGAUUUCAUGCACUCGUGCAGGUGCAGGGUCACUGAGGAGACGAGCAUGCAGCAAACUACAGAACAAGUAAUUGAAAUCAUCCACUGGCCCGUGUUCGUUGUUUUUGAAGGCAAUGAUCAAACAUGUUGUUUUCUAUUAAUUGCACUUGAAACAAGAGUGGAAUCAUCACCUUGUUCUCAAUAUAAACAUUAAAUAGUACAAAAUUAUACAGAAAACACGUUUUUUUUCCAUCACUUGAUCAUAAUAAUAUGUCUGUUCUGUUUCCAGCGUACAAUUCAAAUUUUAAUUUAAUUAAUUAAAUGACAGUCCUGUGUGCAUCAACAUCACUCUUUAAGACCAAGUGCAUCUUUUUGAUUGUCUUUAACUUCCAGCAAGACUGAUGCAAAUCUCAGUCUUUAUACACUCGUAUAAAAUUAGCUUUGCUGAGAAAGGAGCAGUUUAAAUAACACAAGAAAUAAGGCAAACAGUAGCCAGAAUCUUUCUUUCUUUCUUUCUUUUUUUUAAAUUUACAGAAAUAAUCACUAUAAAACAACCCCACACCCGUCUGAAAAUAUCUACUACAUACUAAAAGCAAAAUCUGUAAAGGUGCCCGAUACAUAUUUUGUGAACUAUUGUCAUAACGUAAGUGUAAUUGCUGGUUUGUAUGUAAGUAUACUUUCAUUUGUUGAUUAAAUAUGUUGUGUCUGAA
Messenger RNA from Solea senegalensis (Senegalese sole), 5097 nucleotides. It is a transcript of the gene osbpl7, whose product is annotated as oxysterol binding protein-like 7. Lineage: Eukaryota; Metazoa; Chordata; Actinopteri; Pleuronectiformes; Soleidae. Gene Ontology annotation, molecular function: cholesterol binding. The coding region runs from base 947 to 3523 and encodes 858 amino acids. The record is from RefSeq and is a predicted model, not a curated record. Gene Ontology annotation, cellular component: plasma membrane; perinuclear endoplasmic reticulum; intracellular membrane-bounded organelle. The transcript has 22 exons.